Molecule: messenger RNA, 888 nt
Organism: Jaminaea rosea
Lineage: Eukaryota; Fungi; Basidiomycota; Exobasidiomycetes; Microstromatales
Exons: 1
Coding region: 152-760 (202 amino acids)
Source: RefSeq, a predicted model, not a curated record
AGGCUCAAGCAAAGCCUGCCUCCGCCUCGUACAGGGAUCUCCGGGUCCUCUGGCCUUCAACUGCACUCACCAUGACGCAAGAGUUCUGGCCUGCUGGGACGUCAUUGUGGAGGUGCAGGGGCGGUGUGCGAGGCUCGAGUGGGUGACGAGAAUGGCGCCGACGGAGACAAUGAGCAAGUUCUUCAACUUCGUCCGCCAGAAAGCCGGCCAGCUCGACGUCGACGACGUUCCUCGUCCCUCGAUCUGCUCGUGGUCGCCCUCGACCGCAAUCAAUGCGCCUGACGGCCUGUCACGAGCGCAAUGGCUGCAGGCAGAGCGGCUGUUGCCGGGUGCGCUACGACGAGCAGUCCACAAGAGCUCAGACGGCUAUUGGAUUUGCUCGUUCUAUGCAGCGUCCGGACACGGAGACACGACCCUGAUUGCCCCGUCCCCGCCAAAUGAAACGGACAGCUGGCACGUACUCCUGGCUCUCGACCCUGAGACGAGCACCGUCCGCUACGUCUACAAGUUGCGGGCGGACGCCUCUCCUCCCGCAGACGACGAGUGGGCGAUCUGGGACAAGGCCGUGGACGAAUACCCCGUCACGUACGAGGCACGCAACGCGUGCCGCAAGGUCGUGGGCUUGAGAGCUCAAACUCGAGAUCGGUCGGCAGUCAAGAGGAACCGCGACGAGGACUCCGAUGUCGAUCAGCUCGUCAACAACAACUUUGAGUUCCACUCUCGCGGCCGACGUGUCUUCUUUCUCCGGCGGAGUUGCUGAGGCGGAAGCUUGCUUGCAAAUGAGCGCGCUGCAACCUCUUCACCAUUUUCCUAACAUAGCUCCUUAAUGUGGAAAGUGCUGUGCCACCUCGUGCUGAGGCUCCACCACACUCGAUCUUGAUUCUGUCC